GAGCAGAUUAAUAGAUUUAAUUUAUUUAAUUAAACACUGGGUCACCAAAAGAGGUCAUUAGUAUUUCAACAAAAUGUAAAAUAUACAGAGUUGUGAAUGACAACGAUUAUCUUUUGUUGAACAGCUGAAACACAUGGGCCCCAGAGGUCCGACCACAUCUGAUGAAGAGCGAUAACAAAAUUUCUAAAUUCUUAAAAAUACUAAGACAGAAGGAAGGAAUAUUAGUAGGAGAGAAUAAAAAACAUGUUUAACAUAGAUACCUGUUUUGUUGUUUUAGAAGCGCAGGGUCACCUGCAUACACCAAGUUGUUGUGAAAUUCUCUCAGCCACGGGUGAUCAUUAUGCUGACCGACAUCAUAGAUGGAAUUCUGUGUUGUUUAUCUGGGAAGUCUGCAAACAUUGUGGUCCCUAUUAAAACGUCUGAGCCUGCAGACCAUUUCGAGUUUAUGGAGGCAAAGCCUGGCAGAGUGAUACGUAUCUGUCAUAUUAUCCCUCAGCGAGCUGUGAUAGAGGAACCAGAUACAGGAGAGGUGGGUACAUUGAGCUGUAAGAGGAAAAUCACUAUGUAUCACAAUGGACAGUUAUUCAUUGAGAACAUGAGUGAAGCAACUCACCCAGAGCUGGUGGGCUGCCAAAAUGGAGAGAGUGCUGUGGAAGUGGAUGUUCUGGACAGUAACAACACAGCAUCAGGACAGGCUGUAGAGUCCAGCAUGGCAGGAACACAUGAGCAGCCACAGCGCAGAUGGUGCAAGCCCAAGCGCACCGUGAUAAUCGACUGUGAACGCAAGAUCACCCGGUGCAAAGAGACACACCCUGAUGUGGCCUUGUUCUUCAUUCAUGGAGUAGGAGGCUCUAUGGAUAUUUGGGAGAACCAGCUGGACUAUUUCUCUCAGCUCGGUUAUGAGGUGAUCGCACCAGACCUAGCCGGCCAUGGAGCCAGCUCUGCACCUCAAAUCACAGCUGCCUACACAUUUUACGCCCUUGCUGAUGAUGUAAGAAUCAUAUUCAUGAGAUAUGCAAAACGACGGAAUAUUCUCAUUGGGCAUUCCUAUGGAGUGUCUUUCUGCACCUUUCUGGCUCAUGAGUAUCCAGAUCAAGUUCACAAAGUGGUGAUGAUUAACGGUGGUGGCCCUACUGCCCUGGAACCCAGCCUCUGUUCGGUCUUCAAUCUGCCAUCAUGUGUACUCCACUGGUUGUCGCCAUGCCUAUCGUGGAGCUUCCUCAUGGCUGGUUUUGCUCAUCAUGGCCCGAAGGAAAAGAAACUUCUGAAAGAAAAAAAUGCCUUCAAUGUAUCGUCUUUUGUGCUGCGGUCAACAAUGAAUGGGCAGUACUGGCCAGAGGGUGAUGAGGUGUACCAUGCUGAACUCACUGUGCCAAUCCUCCUGGUACAUGGCAUGUAUGACAGGUUUGUGCCAAUACAAGAGGAUCAGCGCAUGGCAGAGAUACUACUUCUGGGCUUCUUGAAAGUCAUCGAAGAAGGAAGUCAUAUGGUGAUGAUGGAGUGCCCUGAUACAGUCAAUACUUUGUUGCAUGAAUUUUUUCUUUGGCAGCCAGCCACUGCCUACAAACCCAAACCAGAAACAGCAUUUCCACCAAACGCUAGCAAAAUCAACACCUCUAAAGAAACAGCAGGGCUGACCACUGUAAUACUAGAGCAAGACUCAAAGCCAAUAACUCUCCAAAAGACUACUACAUGUGCAUGAGUACACAAUGGAAAUUAGGCAGAUUCAUCAGUGUAAGAGAACAUCACAGAUUUUCAACAGUGAGGAGAAUGUUAUAUUUUCUACUAUAUACAUAGUUGUAAACUGUCUUAAUGGCACACAUUUCUCCUCCCGAGAAGUAAAGGAAAAUAUAAAGAUUCCAACUCAGUCUAUAGCUGACUCUACAUUAGACUCUUUACAUGUGUCUUCCACUCUCAGUAAACAAAUAUCACCCACCUAAGGCAGACAUGGGAUGUUUCUAAUUUUCAUAUCCAGUUUUUUAAGAGCUUUAAAGUAUGCCAUUUUCUAUUGUUUAAUGACUUUCAUGAAUUCAUCUGAAUUUUUCACCUAAAAG
Hemibagrus wyckioides is the source of this 2054-nucleotide messenger RNA. RefSeq names its product abhydrolase domain containing 8b (gene abhd8b). NCBI's taxonomy places the organism in Eukaryota, Metazoa, Chordata, Actinopteri, Siluriformes, Bagridae. The record is from RefSeq and is a predicted model, not a curated record. Gene Ontology annotation, molecular function: catalytic activity. The transcript is spliced from 4 exons. Bases 341 to 1702 code for a protein of 453 amino acids.